Ipomoea triloba (trilobed morning glory) is the source of this 543-nucleotide messenger RNA. RefSeq names its product putative glucose-6-phosphate 1-epimerase. The record is from RefSeq and is a predicted model, not a curated record. Bases 1 to 543 code for a protein of 180 amino acids. Gene Ontology annotation, molecular function: isomerase activity; carbohydrate binding. Lineage: Eukaryota; Viridiplantae; Streptophyta; Magnoliopsida; Solanales; Convolvulaceae. The transcript has 5 exons. Gene Ontology annotation, biological process: carbohydrate metabolic process.
AUGGCUGCUUCGAGUAGUGAAAAAAGUCCAGUGAAGGCUGUGGAGCUGUGUAAGGGCAUCAAUGGCCUCGACAAGGUUGUUCUUCGGGACGUUCGCGGCCGCUCUACCGAGGUGUAUUUGUAUGGGGCCCAUGUAACUUCAUGGAAGAAUGAACAUGGAGGAGAAAUGCUCUUUGUCAGUAGUAAGGCAUUUUUCAAGCCUCCAACAGCAAUUCGUGGAGGUAUCCCUAUAUGCUUUCCUCAGUUCUCAAACCUUGGACCUCUUGAGCAACAUGGAUUUGCUAGAAACAAGCAUUGGACUGUUGAAAAGGAUCCUCCCCCACUUCCAUCAGAGUCUACGGCAUUUAUUGACUUGAUACUAAAGCCCUCUGAAGAUGACUUCAAAAUCUGGCCUCACAGAUAUGAAUUCCGAUUGAGGGUAACAUUGGGACCUGAUGGAGAACUUCUGCUAACAUCUCGAAUAAGAAACAUCAACACUGAUGGAAAGCCCUUCACCUUUACAUUUGCGUAUCGCAACUACCUCUCUGUUUCAGACAUAGGGUGA